Colletotrichum higginsianum IMI 349063 is the source of this 633-nucleotide messenger RNA. RefSeq lists its product as uncharacterized. Bases 1 to 633 code for a protein of 210 amino acids. The transcript has a single exon. The record is from RefSeq and is a predicted model, not a curated record. NCBI's taxonomy places the organism in Eukaryota, Fungi, Ascomycota, Sordariomycetes, Glomerellales, Glomerellaceae.
AUGCACACCUCCCCGACUCCGAUCUCGCUGCUACCCCUCGAGACCCCUCAUCUGGCUGCUGCCCGACAGGAGGAGAUGGUGGUCCAUGUCAUAACUCAGACGAUUUAUCGCCCGAGCACCACCUUUGUCACGUACGUGACCCUGGGCAGUGUGCCGCCAACUUCGAAUUCGGACAGAGGAAACCCGGCGGAGCCACCGCCGGCGGCAGCCUCUCCGACGGUAGCCCGGGAGCCACCUCCAGACCGGUCGAGCGGCUCGCUAUCGAGCGUCCAGAUCGGAGGCAUCCUAGGAGGCAUCGUCGCCUUUGUGGCCAUCGCCCUCAUCGCCUGGUUCUGCGUCUCGCAGAAGCCGCGGAGAAGACCGCCUCUGGACUUCUGGUGGUAUUCCGAUUAUGAUUCGUCCACGGAGAGCAACAGUACGCCGCCUCCGCCGUUGGGUCCGAGAAGACAAAGGGGAGUUCGACCUCGCGUGCCGCCGGAAUUUCAAAUGCCGACGCACUUUCAAAUGCCGCCGCCGCCGCCACCGCCGGCCAUCCACGUGAAUCGUUACAAAAGCUGGAACCCUACUUUUAACGGACCGUUCCGGCGACAACAGCCACCACCGCCACAUCGGUACCGGGCGAGAGCACCUUGA